AAUGUAUAUAAAUAUUAAUACAUUCUUUAACAUGUAUGUAAAUUAAGCUUAUACAUAUAUAAUACAUAUGUAAGUACAUGUUUACAUAACAAGAUAAUAAGGUUUAAAUUAAUCACUGUUUGAGAAAGUAGAGUAUAAGUUUACAUACAUACAGAUAAAAGUGUAUAUUAACAACAUUUUGACUACAUGUGAACACUGACUUAAUCUUAGUGUUAUUUGGUUGGGUAGCCACUGAAGCUAGAACUAGAAGUGUUUACUUUUUUAAAUAAUUGCAUUGAGUUUCUAAAGUUCUACUAUAUUAUAUUAAUUGUACGUGCACAUUUUUAUUCCGUUAGAUCAAAAGUAUAUAAUGUAAAAAAAAAAACAACAAAAUGUAAUAAAAUGUAAUAAAAAUUUGAAUCUAUUGAAAUAAGUAAAAAAUAUAAAAUAAAUAGCGAUAACGACAAUUAAAACUGGUUUAUCUUUGGUUUGGUGCAUGGACAAAGUAUUUGUACUAUCAAUUAAUGUAUAAAUAAAGAAACAACAAAAUGCCAGAAGAAGAAUCACAUACCCAAUUGAUUGCGAAGUAUGAUCCCAACAUUCUUCCAGACAUGCUGCCUGUUUACUACAAAAGAUUAUUUCCGCAUAAACCAUUUUAUCGUUGGUUAUCGUAUGGGCUUUCCGAAAGCAAUAUUUUUGCAAACCGUGAAUUCUCAUACACCCUGCACGACGAUAUAUAUAUUCGCUAUCGCUGUUAUGAUACACAAAGUGAAUUGGAAAACGACAUCUGCUCAACGUGUCCACACAAAAUCGACAUUGGCGCAGUUAUGAAUACUAAACCGAAAAACUUUCGUAUCACAUCAACGGCAAUGCAGCCCGUACAACGUGAGCUGGUUUUCGAUAUUGACAUGGACGAUUAUAACGAUGUGCGCACCUGUUGCACUGGCGCAACGGUAUGUUUGAAAUGCUGGAAAUUCAUGGCUUUAGCAGCCCGACUGCUUGAUGCUGCGCUACGUGAAGAUUUCGGUUUCGAGCAUAUAUUAUGGGUGUUUUCAGGUCGUCGUGGUGUGCACGGCUGGGUGUGUGAUUAUGACGCCCGUCACUUGGAUUCGAGAGGACGCUCGGCACUUGCCGAGUAUUUACAAAUUACUACUAAUGUAACUAUCAACGGUGUGGUUAUAGCGCGUGUUCAAAUUGGGGAGCGUAUGCAUCACAGUAUUCGACGUGCGCUUAAAUUUAUCGAACCACUAUUCGAUGAGAUUGUAUUGGAGGAUCAGAAUUUAUUUGGAGACGUUAAAGGGGUUAAUAAACUAUUAAACAUGAUUCCGGACGAUACAGCUCGCAAAGAUGUUGAAGCGUAUUUAAAGAAAACGCAUGAUGAUGGUGCACAUUCCCGCACCGUAUGGGCUUCUUUUGUACGCUAUACAAACUCUAUGCGAACCGGCGCUGCCAACGUUUGGACACGCAAACUAAAAAAUAUCGUUGAGGAGAUACAGUUGGGUAUACUUUACCCUCGUUUAGACAUCAAUGUCACUAAAGGUAUGAAUCAUUUACUCAAAUCGCCUUUUUGUAUACACCCAGGAACCGGGAAGGUAUGUGUUCCAUUCAAUUGUAAUGCAGCUGCAAAGUUCGACCCCACCACAGUACCCAAUAUAUUACAGUUAUUGCAAGAGAUUAACGCCUUUGACGACAAGUCAAAAGGUCAAGAGAAUGGCCCAGAAGACAAAAGUCGCAUUAAAGAUUACAAAAAGACUGGUAUGUUCAAAGGUGUUGUAGUAUUCGAAGAGUUCUUGCGAAAACUGGAGAAUAGUUUAAAAGCUAAAGCAAUAGAUGUUAGUGACCAAACAAUGGAAUUUUAGUUUAUCAUGACUUGUAGGUUUAUUAGCUCAUAACAUAAACUUUAAAAUAAAUAUUUAUAUCGUUAUUAAAUACA
This is a messenger RNA of Zeugodacus cucurbitae (melon fly), 1912 nucleotides long. RefSeq names its product DNA primase small subunit (gene DNApol-alpha50). NCBI's taxonomy places the organism in Eukaryota, Metazoa, Arthropoda, Insecta, Diptera, Tephritidae. Bases 528 to 1838 code for a protein of 436 amino acids. Gene Ontology annotation, cellular component: alpha DNA polymerase:primase complex. The record is from RefSeq and is a predicted model, not a curated record. The transcript has 4 exons. Gene Ontology annotation, biological process: DNA replication, synthesis of primer.